AUGACAGCCGGGACCGUGGUCAUCACAGGUGGAAUAUUAGCGACUGUCAUUUUGCUCUGUAUCAUCGCCGUCCUCUGCUACUGUAGGCUCCAGGUAAGCCGGCCCGGCUGCCCCGGCUGCGUGCCGUACGAGCCCCCCACCUUCUUCCUGCAGGAGCCCCCCGAGGAGCUGCACAACGGGGGCGACCGGGUGAGCUACAAGACGGUGAGCCAGGAAGACCUCGAUCUGCCGGUGAGCGUGGCCAACCUGCAGGCGCUCAACCCCAACCGGCUCUCGGCCAUGCGGGAAGCCUUCUCCCGCAGCCGCAGCAUAAGCACCGACGUGUGA
This is a messenger RNA of Charadrius vociferus (killdeer), 327 nucleotides long. RefSeq names its product family with sequence similarity 163, member B (gene FAM163B). The transcript is spliced from 2 exons. The record is from RefSeq and is a predicted model, not a curated record. NCBI's taxonomy places the organism in Eukaryota, Metazoa, Chordata, Aves, Charadriiformes, Charadriidae. The coding region runs from base 1 to 327 and encodes 108 amino acids.